Molecule: messenger RNA, 640 nt
Organism: Dissoconium aciculare CBS 342.82
Lineage: Eukaryota; Fungi; Ascomycota; Dothideomycetes; Mycosphaerellales; Dissoconiaceae
Product: glycoside hydrolase family 92 protein
Exons: 2
Coding region: 196-627 (143 amino acids)
Biological process (GO): protein deglycosylation; glycoprotein catabolic process; protein quality control for misfolded or incompletely synthesized proteins
Cellular component (GO): cytosol; nucleus
Molecular function (GO): peptide-N4-(N-acetyl-beta-glucosaminyl)asparagine amidase activity; carbohydrate binding
Source: RefSeq, a predicted model, not a curated record
ACGCAACAUAUAAAGUGCCAAAGAAUUGACGAUGUAUUGUUGAAAUGGACGCCCUCACUUGGAAAUUCCCCAAUCCUUCCAUUCGCCUCAUGCCCAGGAGACGAUGUAGGAAAACGCCAGUGUUCUCUCCAGGACAGAGCGACUCGUCGGAUCGCCGGCUCCACCAUAGCCCAUCCGGGAUACUUUUCGGCCAGCAUGGCUUCUGGGAUCGAUGCGGAAGUGACCGUCACCAACCACACAGCGCUCUGUCGUCUCGCUUUUCCUGCGAACACAACAAGUCCUUUGUUCCUUGCUGAGCUGACGGAUCUACCCAAGACACGAAUAAGUGCUUCGAUUCGGACCGACGACAGCACUGGACGAAUCUCGGGUAGUGGGACAUUUCGCCCUAGCUUCGGCGCAGGUUCGUACAAGCUAUACUUCUGUGCCGAUUUCUCCGGUGCCAGCAUUCGGGACACCGGGCUGUGGAUUGAUGGUUCUUCGACUCUCGGGGCGUGGACUCGUUUUGAGUCGCUGCCUGAAAAUGGCGAGAUCUCUGCUCGUGUCGGCGUGUCCUUCAUCAGCGUUGGCCAAGCUUGUGGCAACGCCGAGAAGGGAAAUCCCAAACUCCGAUUUCGACACGACUCAUGAAGCAGCCGUAACC